Molecule: messenger RNA, 1287 nt
Organism: Cadophora gregata
Lineage: Eukaryota; Fungi; Ascomycota; Leotiomycetes; Helotiales; Ploettnerulaceae
Exons: 5
Coding region: 1-1287 (428 amino acids)
Biological process (GO): reciprocal meiotic recombination
Cellular component (GO): synaptonemal complex
Molecular function (GO): ubiquitin protein ligase activity
Source: RefSeq, a predicted model, not a curated record
AUGAUCCUUCCUCUCAGCACCGUUGAAGCUAAGAUGUCCACCUUUGAGUUCACAUUGCGCUGUAAUUCUUUGAAAUGCCGCAAGGAGAUCAGCGGUCUUGCCGUAGUCACGACAUGCAGUCACAUCUACUGCACCGACUGCGCCAAUAAUCUCCAGCUUUUCGGCGUUCGUGAUGGUCAGCGUCCCAUUUGUACGGCUUGCGACGGCCAACUUUCGAACCCAGAAGAUGUUGUGGGCGUUAACCUCAAUCCCUCUGAGGACUACAAGAGUUGCGUACUCAGUGGACUGAGCCCGAGUGUGAUCUUAGAAUGUGCGAGCAGAGCUCUUAAUUUUUGGGCCUAUCAGACCAAUUCUGAGAUUACUUACCAAGAGUAUCUGGCGAAGAACUUGACCGACAAGUAUACCAUGCUGAAUUCUCAGGUCGACAAGGUCGUUCAUGAUGCAAAUUCUGAAAUAUCCAACCUACGGAACAACAUCUCAAGUAGGCUACCCCUUACCAUACUAGCAGCUUUGCUGAUGUAUGUUACAUACAUGGAGGCAGAUCAGGAUAGUCUCCGAAGAAAAGUAGAGGAGCUUAAUCUGGCAUUGCGGGAGAAGAAUCGCAAAUAUCUACAGACACAAGAGCUAUACGACAAAUUGAAGCGUCGAGCCAUGCUGGGCCAGGUCCAAGACGCAGCCUCGGACGAAGUAGAUAACGCCAUCCAAGCUUCAGUCUCUGCGAAUCGCUUCGUCGACAAAGUUGGGAACCAGACGAUGCGACCACCACCUCCACCACCUCUCUUUUCUGGUCAGCAAAAUACAGGCGUUCACCGAACAGGUGCUUCGGGAACUAGCGGUAUGAAUGCGGCUCAAAUGGCUCGUGGCGGAGACUCUGGAUGGGCUGGCUUCAGUAGUCAAGCAAGCAACAACCAGAAUCUAUCCGUACAAACACCCUCAUCCAGCCGCCAGAGGCUGGCUUCGUAUCCUAUGCUAGGACUUGGACUCGGCCUCCAGUCCAAUGCUGUUUCGGCAACUCCGCAAACACAGUCUCGAGUAUCUCCACGCCAGCCUCUCGGAAGUAUCAAUGGAAAUAAUCCCGGUCUUUCGGGCUUUGCAGGUUAUGGUAUGAGCGCUGGUCUCAAAGUCAGCAAUCCAACAGGACCUACCACCAAUGGACUUCCUAGACCAGUGAUGAGAUCCAGAGUUGCUCAAAGAAAUGCCUCGGGUGGCUUUCCUACCAACCAAAGCUCAACAUAUCGCUCCAGCUCGACUACAAAUAUGUUCUCCAAUGGAAACAAUCUCUACUGA